GGCGUCGGGGGAGGGGAAACAAUCCUGCGGUUGUCAUUCCACGCCCGGACCUCCCCCCCCCCCCCGACACCGGGCGAAGCCAAGAUGGCGCAGGCUCUCUCGGAGGAGGAGUUCCAGCGGAUGCAGGCUCAGCUCCUGGAACUGAGGACCCAGAAUUACCAGCUGUCAGACCAAGUACGGAAGCAAAAUGCAGAACUGAGUUCCCUGCGGCAGAAGUCCAGCAAUGUGGAACGGGAUCUGGCGAAAGCUCAGAAGGCUGUAAUGAAAAGCAAGAAGGCCCAGGAGGUGGAUGCCCUGCUGAGUGAAAACGAGAUGCUCCAGGGUAAACUACACAGCCAAGAGGAUGACUUUCGCUUGCAGAACACCACGCUCAUGCAGGAGCUGUCCAAGCUUUGUUCCCAGAUCGAGGAGCUGGAGGCGGAGAACAAGCGGAUCAAGGAGGGCUGUCCGGUGUCGGGCACAGCGCCCCCGCCGAGCCAGCUCGAUGGGGAGUUGCUGCGGCUACAGGCUGAGAACACAGCACUGCAAAAAAACAUGGCAGCUCUACAGCAGCGUUACGAGGCGGAAAUCCACGCUCUGAGGCAGAGUGAGGAGAAACACGACCAUGGGCAAGAAAUGGACAUUGUGGACGGGCAGGGUCCUGACGCUGAGCUAAAGGACGAAGUGGAGGAAGGCCCUCAGGACUCAAACAAAACCCUACUGGACAAACUGGAACAGGCAGAGGCGAAAUGCACGAAGCUGGAAGAGAGGUUGAAGGAGUUGAACGAGAUGGAGUUGAAGUGGGAGACUGAACAAGAGGAGAAGCGAUUGCUGAAGGAACAACUCCAGGCCCUGGAGGCCUCAAAGCAGCUGGAGCUGAACAAACUGCAGGAUGAUAUCAGUAAGGUCUCCGAGAAGCUGAAGAAGAAGCACGAGAGCUUUCUGCGUCUGCAGGCUGAGAAGGAGGCUUUGUACAAUGACAGCAGGACGAAGAUCGAGGAAGUCCAACAACGGAAGGAGGAGGAUUUGAAAUCCUCAACACUUGGAACCAGCGACUGCAGCAAGACCUACAGGCUGCCAAUCAGAGCGUUGCGGAGAUGAAGGAGCAAGUGCGGAAACUACAGAAGGACCACGAGGUCAUGCUGCAGAGUCUCCGGGAUCAGGUC
Stegostoma tigrinum is the source of this 1145-nucleotide messenger RNA. RefSeq names its product GRIP1 associated protein 1 (gene gripap1). The transcript is spliced from 14 exons. Lineage: Eukaryota; Metazoa; Chordata; Chondrichthyes; Orectolobiformes; Stegostomatidae. The record is from RefSeq and is a predicted model, not a curated record. The coding region runs from base 85 to 1080 and encodes 331 amino acids. Gene Ontology annotation, biological process: regulation of recycling endosome localization within postsynapse; neurotransmitter receptor transport, endosome to postsynaptic membrane; regulation of neurotransmitter receptor transport, endosome to postsynaptic membrane. Gene Ontology annotation, cellular component: extrinsic component of postsynaptic early endosome membrane; glutamatergic synapse; postsynaptic recycling endosome.